This is a messenger RNA of Mus pahari (shrew mouse), 5214 nucleotides long. RefSeq names its product lines homolog 1 (gene Lins1). NCBI's taxonomy places the organism in Eukaryota, Metazoa, Chordata, Mammalia, Rodentia, Muridae. The record is from RefSeq and is a predicted model, not a curated record. Bases 884 to 2638 code for a protein of 584 amino acids. The transcript has 8 exons.
ACUACGAAUGGGGCUUCUUCGCCUGCGGAGGGAGGGGCCGGCGAGGCCUUCCGUGGAGUACGGUGGCCUGGAGUGGGCAGCUGUGGGCACGAGUGGCCGGGCGAUGGCUGCGUGGCCCGGCCGGAUGGCAGCCAGCUUUCAGAAGUGACUUUUCUUUUGGGAACUGGACAGUCCAGGGCUGUGGGAGGAACACAGUGCUCUUUAGUAGGUGACGUCUCCUGACGCAGAUGUGGUAAAGAAGCUUCUACAUUCUUGGCUGUGUUACUGGCUUCACUGAGAAAACAUCUUAGAGAUCCAUUGUACUUCUAAGUCUUCAAUAUUUACUCCUUGUGGCUGUUGACCCUCUUAUGAGACACAUUUUGGAAAUUCAAAUGGAAGGGGUCCAAGAAAUUUUGGAUCAAUUAUACAGGAAAGUGCUCCUUGGAGCCACCCUUGAAGAUGACAUCCAUGGUUACAUCUUCUAUCUCAACCUAGAUCUCUCAGAACAAGAUGGCUGUCCAACCUUCUCUGAAGUUCAGUCUAAUGUGCUCGAUAGCAUUGCGGGCCAGCGUGGGCCAUCCUCCCACGAGGUGGCCAUCCUUCCUGAAGCACAGGAGUGUCCCAAGAGACAGCUUCAGAUGGACAGGGCCCAGGAGGUGAAGCUCCUUCAGUUAACAGUGAUUGACAUGAUACUGAGCCAAGUACUGUCUGAUGAAAUGGAGACCCACGCAAAGGAGGGGUACAGACAGCUAACUGAAGUCCUUUUGCAGUCCGUUGAACUUGAUUCCAAAUUGAUCCGCAUGCUCCAGAAUUCUGACAAGUUGUUGUCCCACAUGGCUGCAAAGUGCCUCGCCCUGCUACUGUAUUUCCAGCUGAGAGAGAAGGUCAGAUAAGCCAGCAUAAAAUGUUAAGUAAUUCCUGGAUCACUUUCUGCCAGAAGCAUCUCUCUGAGUCCUCUGAGAGUGGCGAAGCAGUGCAUUGCCUCUGGAUCCUUACAGCUGUGAUAAAAGAGAUCCUUAAAGACACACAUUCACAGAGAGCAGAAAAUCUAAAGCAGCUCUUGACUCCUUUUGACCUUACUUUUGAAGUGUUCUACAAUUCCUUAUUUUCUCAGCAUUUUGGAGACUUCCAGAGCCCCUCUAACAUAACCAACAGCCUCCUGUGCUUUCUGGAGCUGCUUGAGCUUCUUGUAGCCUGCAGAAUCCACCUGAAACUGCACUUCAAGAGCCAGAGGAUGCUAUUUUUGAAACCCCAUGCUCUAGAUAUUCUUGCCUGGCCUAUUCCGGCUUUUAUAAAAAGGAAUUUGGUUAUACUCAUCAAAAAGUGCCUUCUCUGUAAAGUGGGCGAAGACCUCUGCCGUGAAUCUGUGCCCUCCCUGGUGUCACCAAAUCAUCUUCUGGACAGUGACAUGCUCACUUUAGCUGAUGCACUUCUGCACGCUGUGCAUAUGGGGUUGUGGAAGGCACUGGCUGUCUCUGGAAAGCCUUCCUGCUUUGGAGGGGAUGAAGUUCAGCCUGGAUGCAGACUCAGGACCGGUCCUGAUCACGUGACCCUGAGAGCAGCAAGCUUAAUUACAGUGAAGUCCUUAGAAAUCAAGUUCCAGAAUUGUGCCUCAGCAGCUGAGAUGGAAGUUGCCUUGCAGACGUUCAUGUCCGAGCUACUGGCCUUCUUAAAGCCUCACCUCCAGCCCUCUCUGCAGCCACACAACCCGUGCGAGUGGUUGUCCAGGGUCUUCAUAGAGCAGGACGAUGACAUGCUGGAGGCUGCCAAGGCCUCUCUGAGCAUCUACCUCCAGCUGACCAGAGAGUGGGAUGCUUCUGCAAGUCUGACCCAAGAAAAGGAAGCAUGGAUCCGCUCCACACAUGGACAUGGCUGUAACCCUCACUGUGUUUUCUUAUUCUUCUUAAAGAAUGUAGCGUUCGAUUCUACGGUUCUUCUCGACUUCUUGAUAUCCUCAGAAACCUGUUUCCUUGAAUAUUUUGUUAAAUAUUUAAAACUGCUGCAGAAAGACUGGGCCCACUUUCUGUCCAUCUGCAAGUUCUUUGCUUCAGUGGAAUCACAAUGCAGAGUGCGUGUUCAUGAUCCUGUCCCCUCACCUGCCCGUGGCAGAAGCACCAGCUACAUACUACCUCAUGCUCCGGCUGGAGAAAACACUUGCCCCUGGCUCCCCUGGGCUUCUGAUGCCUCCUCCGAAUCCCAGAGCCAGGUCAUGAUGCCCAAGCAAACUCACCCAAUGCCAGCUAAUGGCCCACCUUCCCGGACACCACAGAGUCUCGUAGAUUAUGACAGCUCCGAAGCUUCUGAGGAGGAAACCACAAGUGAGCAUUUAGCAGACAGCAAACAGACAUCUUUAUGUCAAGAAAUGACUGAGGAGAUCCAGGGCCUGCCUAGGACAUGUAAGGAGCAAAAGGAACAUAGCCUGGAGCCUCAGUCGAGGCCUUUGCUCUCUGCAGAGUCCAGUUCUCCCAUCUCUGCCAAGGGUGGAGUUGCUCCAGACAGGACUGUCUGGGAAGUGGGAUUGUUUCUCCAUACAGUGAAAUGCCUUGAGGAGCUACAGAGAGCAAUUUACCGUUUGCAGGGGAAAAAUCUCUUUCCAUAUAACCCAGCGGCACUGCUGAAGUUGUUGAAAGGUGUGGAGGCUAAAUGUGUUAACAUGUGAGCCCUGGGUAACACAGCAGCAUCUGUCCUCAGCUUUGUUCUCUUUUGAUAUAAAGUGUCCAUCUAAGAUAAAUAAAAACAAACACAAACUGCAAACAUGGGUUUCUGGGUCUUUGCCUUAUGGAGCAGCAUAGUGUUUGAGAAAGGAACAUCCCGUGACAGGUCAAUUGGCCCAGCUUGCUACAGCGGAGAGUUUACGCUGGUUCAGACUACACGGAAUUCGCCAUGACAAAUGACUGCAUAUUCUGUAGCCCAAACUAAGUCAGAUUUAUCUUCUGAGCUCAAGAGGCCAGAAGCUUAAAAUCAAGAUAUGCAGUGUAAUGUCCUGGGACACUGCACAUCCUAUCCAUGAUGCACCUCCAUCUCUGCAUGCUCUGCAUCGUUUGCUACCAUGGUUAGUUUUUCUUUUGUUUUGAGCAUAGCUUUCCAGCUGGAGUAACAUUGUCUCCUUGUAGCUUUGAUUUGCCCUGCCCCUGCCCUGAUCUGAGACAUCCACUACUCAUCCUUGUCCAAAGAGCCAGUUUCAAGUUGAGGAAGAUACCCUGUCUUAAGGCAGAAAAGCCUAGUCAAAUAGAAGUGUGGAUGUCAAAACGUUCAGGGAGACAUGUUGGUGAGGCAGUGUAUACUUGAAUCUUAAACUUGAUUUGUCUUAGUUACAGGCCUGGCAAUGGCAAGGAAAGCUUUGGACUGCGGGGCUUGGUGGCCGUUCCUGCUUCCUUUCUCUUUGCCGUUGGCUUGUUCUCAAACUCCUGUGUGCAGCCCUCUUACCUCAGCUUCCCCUUGGCAGCUCACUACUGUAACACCUCAGGGGAGUUGACACCUUUACACAGAUAUUUAUGCAGGUAAAACACCAAUGUACUGAGAUAGAAAUAAAUAAAAAUGUAAAACAAGGAUGAUACAUUAUAAAAGACAAGACUAGACUUAUUUCAUUGGAAUAUUGCAGACCUGUAAAGAAGAAUGCAUUGUGUCCGUGCUGUGGAUAUGAAACUUCUCCACCAAAAACCAAAAAGAAUAUACAGGGCUUCCAUUUGUUUAAGAAAAGUAUUGGGCAGGAGCAAAGACACUUACAUCCUUGUGUGCCCAUGUAUGUGAUUACCUUUUGGUAUCCAAAGGCAUAGCUUCCAGAACCCAUUGCUACCCCUACCAUGAAACCAAAAUCCAUUGACAAUCUCUUAAUAAAACAGCAUGCAAUCUUCAUACAACCUACAUACAUCUACCUAGAUCCACUUACACUCACACAAGACAAGUUCUGGUUGCAUUGUAACAUUUAAUUUUUUUUGCUUACUUUACAUCCCAAUCUCUCCUCCCAGUUGCACCCUUACAAGUCCCUCCCCCAGGGUCCUUCAUGUUCUCCUCAGAGAAGGGGAGCCCCCCGGGCUACCACCCCACCCUGGCACACCUAGUCUCAGCGGGACUAGGCACAACUUCUCCCACUGAGGACCAACCAGGCAGUCCAGUUGGAGGAAGGGGAACCAAUAAGGAAGGGAAGACAGUCCCUGCCCCAGUUUUUAGGGGACCCCACAUGAAAACGAGCUGCACAUUUGCUACAAGUGUGUAGGGGUCCUAGGUCCAGCCCCUGAAAGCUCCCUGGUUGGUGGCCCAGGCUCCAUAACUUCCAUGGUCCCAGGGUAGUUGAUUCUAGGUUUUAUGGUGUUCCUAACCACUCCGACUUGCUCACUUCUAUCUCCAACUCUUCCACAAGAGUCCCAGAUCUCUGCCUGAUGAUUGGCUGUGGGUCUCUGCAUCUGCCUCCCUCCGCUGCUGGAUGAAGCCUCUCAGGAGACAGUUGUGCUAGGUUCCUGCCUGCAAGCAUAGCAGGAUAUUAAUAGUGUUAGAGGUUGGCUCUUUCCCAUGGAAUGGGUCUCAGCCAAUGAGGCAGUCGCUGGUGACUGUUCCCUUGGUCUCUCUUCCAUCUUUAUCCCUGCAUGUCUUGUAAGCAGGACAGAUUUUGUGUUGACAACUUUGUGGGUGGAUUGAAUUCCCCCUCCCUCCUCUGGAAGUCCUGCCCAGCUACAGGAGGUGGCCUCUUCAGUCUCUAUAUCCCUGUCUGGUAGGAAGCUCAGCUUGGGUCACCCCCAUAGACUCCCAGUAUCUUCUGUCCCAGGCCCAGCUAGUCACUAGAGAGCCCCCCAUUUCCAUUCUCCCAGCCUUCUCCAGCCCCCCACCUCUUGCCACACCUGAUUUACAUGCUUGCUUCCCUUCCUUGUCACCCCUCUUCUCUCUCCAUCCACCUCCAGUGGCUAGUUAUUUUCCCCUUCUGAGUGAGAUUUGCACAUCAUUCCUUGGGACCUACUUUAUUACCCAGUAGCUUUGGGUCUGUGAAUUGAAGCAUGCUUAUCCUUCACUUGAUGGCAAAUGUCUACUUAUAAAUGAUUAUAUAUCAUCUGUCUUGCUGGCUCCAGGGUACCUCACUCAGGAUGGUAUUCUCAAGUUCCAUCCAUUUGCCUGAAAUUUUUAUAAUAUUUUUGUUUUUAACAACUGAAUAGUAUUCCAUUGUGUAGAUGUACCACAUUUUCUUUAUUCUUUAGGUUGUUUCCAGUUUCUGACUAUUAUGACUAAAGCUGUUAUGAGCAUAGA